Penicillium longicatenatum is the source of this 3078-nucleotide messenger RNA. RefSeq names its product transcriptional regulator family TF. The transcript has 3 exons. Gene Ontology annotation, cellular component: nucleus. Bases 1 to 3078 code for a protein of 1025 amino acids. Gene Ontology annotation, biological process: positive regulation of transcription by RNA polymerase II. The record is from RefSeq and is a predicted model, not a curated record. NCBI's taxonomy places the organism in Eukaryota, Fungi, Ascomycota, Eurotiomycetes, Eurotiales, Aspergillaceae. Gene Ontology annotation, molecular function: transcription cis-regulatory region binding; DNA-binding transcription factor activity, RNA polymerase II-specific; zinc ion binding.
AUGGGGGCUCGAUCUCGCGCAGGUUGUUUGUCCUGCAGGCGUCGGAAGAAGAAAUGUGAUGAACAGAAACCUAUCUGCACAGCCUGUUUGCGCAAUAGUCUUGGCUGUCUGUGGCCAGACUUAAGUCCACAGGGAGGAUUGACAUCGCAACUACAGGCAUUGGACACGCGACCUGCAAUUGAAGGUGCGCGGACCCUCGCCUUUGUUGCACAUCCCAAUUUCCCGACUAGAUCAAUUCCAUCGAGUCCGUCCAACUUCGCUCUUCCGGGGUCUAUCCCGCCAGUGUCUGAGACGUGGCGACUUCUAGAUCAUUACCUGAAGGACACUGCCAACCGUUUGUCAUGUUUGCAAGACAGCCAAAACCCGUUCCUGCAUACACUGCUCCCGGCUGCUCUCAAUGACGAGCUUCUAAUGAAUUCGAUUCUGGCCCUGUCUGGGGCACAUAUGAUGCAGCGACUUCCUCAGUUAGAUCGGGAAAUGCAGUCUCUGACCUGGUCAAGCUAUAAUCGGGCAUUGAAGCAGCUUAGAGUUGCCUUAUCAACGGAUUUCAGUACAGGCACUAGUAUGGAUGCAGCUUGGCGCGCUUUGCUAGUUGUCUUAAUAUUUUAUUUAUUAGAGGCUACUAGAGGUACCGACCACAAGGCUAUGCAAAGGCACCUCGACGGCGCGCACCACUUGAUGGCCUAUGCCGUACGCUCGGCCUUUAAUCACACUCAGACCAGCAUUGUAUCGUUAACAACAGAGCUAUACGUGUAUCAUUCUUCUCUUGCGUCAUUCACAACGAAUUGCCCACCCACAUCACUACCCAUAUCUUCGAUCGAUUCUCCCAUAGCGCCUGCCAACAUUGAUGGCGUAAUGUGCGGCUGCGCUUAUGAAAUGUUCACAUAUGUGCCGAGGGUUUCGGCUCUCUUAUGGGACUUUAUGUCACAUGACCCGGAGCUGCGCCGGAAGGAUUUCAUUAUCCAAUACCAUGAGAUAAGUGCUCGGAUUAGAGCUUGGGAGCCGUAUAGCGAACAACCAGGCAUGGUCCCCUGUGCAAAACUUUAUCAACAAAGCCUCCUACUACUUUUGGAAUCUCAUUUUGCGGGUAAUGCCGGUAAUGGGGCACAAAUUAACAUUGAGCACGCCUUUGAAAGUCUCGAAUCGCUGCUUGCACGCUUGCCUCCAACCUCACCCAUUGCCACCACGGCCACUUGGCCUCUCUUUGUCUUUGGGAUCCUCGCUCAACAUAGCCACCACAAAAUGCUGAUUCGUACCUAUCUACAGUGUUUGCGCAGGUGCGAUGAAACUAGACCUAGUUGUCGAGAGUGCUCGAGGAAGGGCUUCAUAUGCCCUGGGUAUCAGAAAAAGCCUCUAGAAUGGCGAUAUGUUUUCCAAGAUGGGGAUCAAGGUGAAGAUCAAGAGCAAAUUCAGUUUGACUCGCCACCAACAGUGGAGCCAUCAGAAUCGCUUAUUGCUCUAGCACAAGAUGCUUCCGGAGGCAUAGAAAGCGACACGGAGGCUAGCCACAGCAAGCACCUACAAGAGCUGUGGGACGAGGCGAGCUCCACAAUAUUGGACCAACUUCCAGACGUUGAAACGUCUAUGGAUCUCCGUUCCAAGCCAGACUUCAGGUUGAACGAUAUCACUGUUUUCAAGACGACAACACAAUCAGAUAGCCUGGCAAGUCUGCAUCGCCGACUGGCUAAUACAGCGGUACCCGCUUUUCUGAUUCACAUGCCAGCCAUUCUAGUCCAAUACUACUUUGACUUUGUCUGCAAAGCAUGGUCAUCGUUUGACUCGCCUUUGAAUCCAUUCCGGCUCAUCGUCAGUCGCCUUUGGAGUCAAAAUGCGGCAAUCUACUAUGCUAUUCAGAGUAUGGCGGCGGCCUCGCUUGCAAAUGAUUUUCCGAGUAUGAGGGCGAUUGGGAUUCAAACACAACAACAAGCAAUUGCAUGUCUUCGAAACAAUCCUCGCAUAGGUUCGCUGCAUCGAGAUGAUCACGAUGACGAGUUUUUCCUUGCUCUUCUAAUGAUCGGCUUAACAACAGCUUGGCACAACGCCUCCGACUUGGGGCUGGAAUAUUUGAAAGAGGCGAAGGAUUACCUCGUGAACCAGCAACAAAUGUGUCAGAGUCCCGAAUCUACGUUUGCAAAACAAUACCCUCUUUUCCAGCAAUGCUUGCUUUAUUGGAACAUGAUGGCCGCUUUUGUGGCUGAGGACUCGCUGCUUCUGAGUGAAGAGAAGGUGCUGGAAAGACCUGACACAGAGAUGUCGGUAUACUUGGUGGAUGGUCAAGCCCUUCCUCAUCCAUGGACAGGGCCACUUUCUAAAUCAAUCAGCCUUUUCUACCAAACGGCUAAAUUGAUUCGAGCUGCCCGUAUCUCCUAUCGCACCCGCGACGAAGAUCUAGAUCUAGCAAAUAUUGAUUUUGACUUUCUCGUCGAGGAGAUAAACCAACAUGGAACAGCCGAACGGCUUGAAGAAGAAAUCUUGUUUACAGGUAUUUCUUCUUACUGUGGACCGGUUGAUAUUGGGGAUACAGACACGCCCCCAACCCACUUCAUCACUCUAGCAGAAGCAUAUCGCUGCACAGCCCUACUUCAAAUCUACCAUGUCUUCCCCGACAUUCUAGAUGAGCGUCUUAGACGCGAAAAGUCCCCAGAGCAAGAACCUUCCGUUCUCUUCUCUCUUCUCUUUGGACCAGAUUCCACAUUACCCACGGUGGAAGAAGCACGUCGGGUAUUGGCACUCCACAUCGUAUCGCUUCUUGAUCAAAUACCUCCCACAUCUGGAACUAGAUGUAUGCACCCUGUAGUUCUUACCUGCAUUUCGAGCGAUCUUGUGUUUUCAAAUCAAUCUCUUUUCGGUCCCGCGGCGAAUGCCAUUGCUUGUUUAAGCGCCUUAGACGUGGAGAUUGCUCAGGCUCGGCGAAAGGUUAGUAUGUGGUUUUCGGAACUUACCUUGAUUCUUCCAAAAUUGCGGUUACAACGCAUGUCUCGCAUUGUGCACGAAACUUGGAGUAGAGCGGAUGCUGGCGUUAGUGAAUAUUGGCUGGACAUAAUGCUUGAACAUAACCUUGAGACUAUGAUGGGAUAA